GUCAACAAGUUCGAAUCUGGCUUUGGCCAGACGUGCAUGCAGCGACAAUGCUGCUGAAGCCCAAGGAGGACUUGGGUGACGACAACCAGUCCGAUCCUGAUGUACGAGGCCUUCGCAAGAUUCGAGCUCAGAAUCCCUGGACAUGGCGACCUCUCACCCUCCUCACCACCGCCGUCGCCCUCCUCUUGCUCUUUGUCAUCGUCCGGUCCUCCCUCACCCUACAAGUCGACCCUCAGGGAUGUGUCAUGUCGAUGAUGACUCCCACUUACAUCAAACUGUCUGGUUUCGACACGGAACAUUCCCGAUUUGCGACCAAAUAUUCCUUGUACCUUUAUCGCGAAGAGGGGGUGGAUGAAUACAGCAAAGAUAACAUUGGUUUAAGAGGUGCACCUGUGCUGUUCAUCCCGGGAAAUGCUGGAAGCUAUAAACAAGUCCGAUCUCUGUCUUCGGAAGCCUCUCGUUACUAUCAUGGUGUGCUCAAACAUGACAGCAAUAAAGCAAAGGACGGUCUGAGACAAUUGGACUUUUUCACUCUGGAUUUCAACGAGGAUCUGUCUGCCUUCCAUGGCCAGACUCUUUUUGACCAAGCCGAAUAUGUCAACGAGGCUGUCGCAUACAUUCUUUCUUUAUACACGGAUCCUAAUCGCUCUCGUCGAGAUGCUCAACUCCCGGAUCCCAGCUCCGUAAUCUUGAUUGGGCACUCGAUGGGCGGCAUCGUUGCUCGAACCGUGCUUGUUACUCCCAAGUUCCAAGCAAAUUCAGUCAACACCAUCAUUACAAUGUCUACCCCGCAUGCUCGACCUCCAGUUACUUUUGACGCAGACAUUGUCUCCCUUUAUCAAUCCAUCAACGCUUAUUGGAGGGAAUCAUAUCUGCAAAGGUGGGCCAGCAACAACCCUCUGUGGCAUACGACCUUGAUCUCCAUUGCAGGAGGUGGGAGAGACACGACGGUCCCGUCAGAUUAUACCAACAUUGCUUCUCUCGUCCCAGAAAGCCAUGGCUUCACCGUCUUUAGCUCGGGAAUUCCCACUAUCUGGACUGCGAUGGACCAUCUAGCUAUCACCUGGGCAGACCAGAUGCGCAAGGUCAUUAUCAAGGCUCUGUUCGAGGUUGUGGAUGUUCGUCGAGCCGCUCAAACCAAACCUCGCGCCGAAAGAAUGAAAGUGUUUCGAAAAUAUUUCUUGACCGGACUCGAGGAAGGCUCGCCAAAGAACAUGCGAGACAGCGCGCACGAGGUCUUAUUGACCCUUGGUGAUGGCUCAAGAUCAUCUGUUGCCAAGGAGAGCAGCGUGACUAUCCGACAACUGGGAUCACAGAACCAAAUGUCGGCUGUCUUGCUCCCAAUUCCCACCGUGGACAACUCCACGUUGAAACGAUUCUCCUUACUCACCGAUCAGCAAAUGGAUCCCAUGGGCAGUCUCGAAAAAUUGGAGGUCCUCUUCUGCAGUGCAUUUCCACUCGCAGGAGGCUUGACCUCGACACCUUUGUCUGUUCAAUUUGAUCUCUCUCCGGGCGAUCCCAGUGCUACACGUCUGGCUUGCAAGAGGCCUGUGGGAGAUAACAUUCAACUUCCUGCUUCGACGAGAUCAUCCCAGUACUCAUUUGAGCAGCGACCGCCCUUUACUUUCUUGAGCUACGACCUCAGAGACCUUCAAGAGCAUCAAUUCGUGGCAAUCAUUGAUAAAUCGACCAAGAUCAAUGGUGGAUGGCUCCAUUCAGAGAUCGCUUCAGGUGCAGAUUCCAUCAUUGAUUCUCAUGUCAGCCUGCCUAGGCUCUUGCUCAGAGGUCUGAAUGUGGAACUGCCAGCAACUCGUCCCAUCAUGACAGAACUCCGCAUACCUUCUCUACGGUCCAGUCUUUUAGCUUAUAAGCUUCAAAUUCGCCAACAUGGUUGCAACGCAGAUAGCGAGCUUUUCACUCCUCUAGUACGACAGUUUAUCGAUUCCCCACACGAGUCGAAAUUCUUUGUCAAUUUCAAGGAAGGAGAAGUCAACCUCCACGGGGUCGCCCCUUUUAUGCCUCCCGCUUUGUAUGGCCCGGGAUCUCAACGUGGAAUUGCCUUUCAGAUCUGGUCUGAUCCGACAUGCAAAUCUUCGCUUGAGGUUCGGUUGAGAAUCGACCCCAUUGGCAGUCUUGGUAAGGUGGUGAUCAGAUACCGCACAGUCUUUGCGGCGUUCCCAUUAUUGGUCGUUGCAAUGGUACUGCGCAAGCAAUUCAGAGUGCAUGACAACUCGGGUGUCUUUAUUUCUUUCUCUGAGUCUCUCGACCAAAGCUUGAGACUGCCACUCCCAAUCUUGCUGCUGUCUAUGACAUUUUUCGCGACCGCUUUUACCAGCGCCAGCUCGUCAAACGUGAUGCAACAUCAUCAGCAUGGCAAUGGCACCACCAUCAAUUUUGCGCAGAAUGAUUUGCUUCUCGGAUCCCAGGACACGUUCUUUUGGUUCCUGGUGCCUCUGGCGGGCUUGCUCAGCAUCGGCGCUUGCGUGGUCUUGAACUACAUUGUCCUGGCACUGUUACACUUUUUGGUCCUGGUGUCGAAUUUGGUAUCACGGCAGUAUAUCAAAUUGGAUGACGGAGAAAAAGUCAUGACAUCGGCUUUUGUUGCGAGCACUCCACGGCGCCGGGCGAUCAAUACCGCGGUUCUGCUGUUCCUGGUUGCGACCAUCAUUCCUUAUCCUUUUGCUUACGUGGUGGCGUGCAUGGUUCAACUCAUGACAUGCACGCGAGCCCUACGACAUGCCAAAGACUCCAAAUCCGGACCUGCACAUAAUUUCUUCAACUACACAUAUUCGAUACUGCAUUUAAUGCUAUGGGUGUUGCCCAUCAACCUACCAGUGCUGGUUGUCUGGAUACAUAACAUGGCGGUUCACUGGUUGACGCCAUUUUCAUCACAUCAUAAUGUGUUGUCGAUUGCACCGUUCAUCUUUCUGGUGGAAAUAUUGUCGAGUGGGAUGAUGGUGCCGCUGGUUCGAUCGUUUCGAUGGGCGACUAACCUGUUGUUCUUUGUCCUCGCUGUGUACUCGGCGUUGUACGGGAUGACAUAUGCCUAUAGACUGCACUACAUUGCCAACAUCAUUGCAUUGUGGUUGGUGUUGUUGCAUUUCUCGAGCUACCAGAAGCGAGUGGGUGCAUAGAGUGUGGUGGUUGUGGCCGGUGCAAUAGGUCACCAAUUCAAUAGAUGCAGCUUGGAUCCAAGAAUAUACCCUCGUGAUUUAUUAAUAUUAACUUUGAUUUCGAA
Molecule: messenger RNA, 3238 nt
Organism: Exophiala mesophila
Lineage: Eukaryota; Fungi; Ascomycota; Eurotiomycetes; Chaetothyriales; Herpotrichiellaceae
Exons: 1
Coding region: 48-3134 (1028 amino acids)
Biological process (GO): endoplasmic reticulum to Golgi vesicle-mediated transport; GPI anchor metabolic process
Cellular component (GO): endoplasmic reticulum
Molecular function (GO): phosphatidylinositol deacylase activity
Source: RefSeq, a predicted model, not a curated record